Molecule: messenger RNA, 1368 nt
Organism: Aspergillus steynii IBT 23096
Lineage: Eukaryota; Fungi; Ascomycota; Eurotiomycetes; Eurotiales; Aspergillaceae
Exons: 1
Source: RefSeq, a predicted model, not a curated record
GACCUUUCUUCUCCUACGUUUGAAAACCUACUUGACCUGGCUGUCUUCAGGGUACUUGAUGCAGCAAUAUGUCUAAGCACACGACCUCCAAGAUUAUUCCCAACGACCGAGACAGUCUUUGGAAGAUAUUUCACCUCAGAAGAUUGGCACAAGUACGGUGAUAUGGAGACAGAGAUGGGAAGAAUGAAUUAUAUGUUGUCAAACCUACCGGAGAGAGGCAUUCCAGCUAUCUGCCUUCCUACUAUCGACACCGUUCUGUCUUCCUCCUGUGUUCUCGCAUCCUGGAAGAGGGUCCUUCGUCGUUUGGAGAGCUGUGUCAGUGAAGAGUUCUCAUGGGUCAUUCGCCAAAUGCAAAACCAGAAGUCGGUUUCGUCCUACUCUUCCAAGUCAGAUUUUAUAUCAGUUCCCAUGGACUACAGAAUAAACCCUCGUUCACAGCACGCGAAGCAGUUAUGGAACCGUUCACUGCUCGAAAUCUCGGUUCAAAUAUCUCAAGGUCGAUUCGAACAUGCAAAGUCCUUCCUACAAAUAUUUGCUUUCCUGAAAGACCCGCUAGGUGGACUCGAAAGUGCUUUCGACAAGGCAGUGCUGUUCUUUGUGUAUAUGGUGGCCUCUCUGGCUAAAACCCCGCUACAUCCGGCUAGAUAUCGUUCUGCAAUAGUACAAGCAGCACAAGAGGCCUUGUUUCUCUCGACUCCAUUAUUACAGGACAUUAACCAUGUUCAUUUUACUGGCCACCAGCAACUACCAUACGUCUACGUGGCAUUGGACCAACUUCCUCGUUCUGAGUUCAGCAUCCCUGGCCAUGUUGUUCACAUCAUCGAAGAAAUGCUCACCACCGCCGAGUACUCUGCACUCCACACAUGUGCGAUUGCCCCAAUAUCGGUAUCUUCCUACCCAGGUCUGCCAUUAGGGAAAGGCAAACACACCACCGUCAUCAUAGACGGUAACCAUCGGGCAACGGCAACCAUGGUUCUUCGACUGAUUGCCAAGCACCCUGGAAUCCUGGAAAUGAAGGAUCCAGAUGACGUGCUUAGUGCAUUUUGUGCUGACCACAAACUCGGCCUAAAGUGGAAAAUUGACCUUGCUGACGUUUUGAUGGCUUUGCGGAACAGUCCAUGUUCCACACUGAUCCAAACAAAAAUGCACCUUGUGAGAGAUUUCCGAGGAGUUGACACUAUCCCCGCACUGGUCGUCAGGGAGGACAAUUUUUUCACUGCAUGUCAGCAGCGCCCCCCGCUUGACGACCGCCCUAGGCUUCUGCUACCUUUUCAUCAGGCGCUCUUCAAUGAUGAGAAGCUGGGUUUUGCCUUUCCACAGGCAGGGCAGGUACAUGGACGCGCAGUUGGAUUCAAGCCAAUGCCACUC